Miniopterus natalensis is the source of this 5124-nucleotide messenger RNA. NCBI's taxonomy places the organism in Eukaryota, Metazoa, Chordata, Mammalia, Chiroptera, Miniopteridae. The record is from RefSeq and is a predicted model, not a curated record.
GCCUUUCUUGUUCCUUGUCUCAGACUUCAGCUACGGGGCCGACGACUACGACGGAGAGGGGAAUGAAGAGCAGAAGGGGCCCCCCGAGGGCUCGGAGACCAUGCCCUACAUCGACGAGUCGCCCACCAUGUCGCCCCAGCUCAGCGCCCGAAGCCAGGGCGGAGGGGACAGCAUCUCCCCCACCCCGCCCGAGGGACUGGCACCUGGGGUGGAAGCAGGAAAAGGCCUGGAGAUGAGAAAGCUGGUCCUCUCAGGGUUCCUGGCCAGCGAAGAGAUCUAUAUUAACCAGCUGGAGGCCCUGUUGCUGCCCAUGAAACCCCUGAAGGCCACCGCCACCACCUCACAGCCCGUGCUCACCAUCCAGCAGAUCGAGACCAUCUUCUACAAGAUCCAGGACAUCUAUGAAAUCCACAAAGAGUUCUAUGACAACCUCUGCCCCAAGGUGCAGCAGUGGGACAGCCAGGUCACCAUGGGCCACCUCUUCCAGAAGCUGGCCAGCCAGCUUGGCGUGUACAAAGCGUUUGUGGAUAACUAUAAAGUCGCUCUGGAGACAGCUGAGAAGUGCAGCCAGUCCAACAACCAAUUCCAGAAGAUCUCCGAGGAACUCAAAGUGAAAGGUCCCAAGGACUCCAAGGACAGCCACACGUCAGUCACUAUGGAAGCUCUGCUCUACAAGCCCAUUGACCGAGUCACCAGGAGCACCCUGGUCCUACAUGACCUGCUGAAGCACACACCUGUGGACCAUCCAGACUACCCACUACUUCAGGAUGCCCUCCGCAUCUCCCAGAACUUUCUGUCCAGCAUCAAUGAGGACAUUGACCCCCGCAGGACUGCCGUCACAACCCCCAAAGGGGAGACGCGGCAGCUGGUGAAGGAUGGCUUCCUGGUGGAAGUGUCGGAGGGCUCCCGGAAGCUGCGGCACGUCUUCCUCUUUACAGAUGUCCUACUGUGCGCCAAGCUAAAGAAGACAUCUGCGGGGAAGCACCAGCAAUAUGACUGCAAAUGGUACAUCCCUCUAGCUGACCUCGUGUUUCCAUCCCCGGAGGAGUCUGAGGCCAGCCCCCAUGUGCACCCUUUCCCAGACCAUGAGCUGGAGGACAUGAAAAUGAAGAUUUCCGCCCUCAAGAGUGAAAUCCAGAAGGAGAAAGCCAACAAAGGACAGAGCCGGGCCAUCGAGCGCCUGAAGAAGAAGAUGUUUGAAAAUGAGUUCUUAUUGCUGCUCAAUUCCCCCACAAUCCCAUUUCGGAUCCACAAUCGGAAUGGAAAGAGCUACCUGUUCCUACUGUCCUCGGACUAUGAAAGGUCUGAGUGGAGAGAAGCAAUUCAGAAACUACAGAAGAAGGAUCUCCAGGCCUUUGUCCUGAGCUCAGUGGAGCUCCAGGUGCUCACGGGAUCCUGUUUCAAACUUAGGACUGUACACAACAUUCCUGUCACCAGCAAUAAAGAUGAUGACGAGUCUCCAGGGCUCUAUGGCUUCCUUCAUGUCAUUGUCCACUCUGCCAAGGGGUUUAAGCAGUCAGCAAACCUGUACUGUACCCUGGAGGUGGAUUCCUUUGGCUAUUUUGUCAGCAAAGCCAAAACCAGGGUAUUUCGGGAUACGACAGAGCCCAAGUGGGACGAGGAAUUUGAGAUUGAGCUGGAGGGCUCUCAGUCCCUGAGGAUCCUGUGCUACGAGAAGUGCUAUGACAAGACCAAGGUCAACAAAGACAACAAUGAGAUCGUGGACAAGAUCAUGGGCAAAGGGCAGAUCCAGUUGGAUCCACAAACUGUAGAAACCAAGAACUGGCACACAGAUGUGAUCGAGAUGAAUGGGAUCAAAGUGGAAUUCUCCAUGAAAUUCACCAGCCGAGAUAUGAGCCUGAAGAGGACACCGUCCAAAAAGCAGACCGGUGUCUUUGGUGUGAAGAUCAGCGUGGUGACCAAGCGGGAGCGCUCUAAGGUGCCCUACGUCGUCCGGCAGUGUGUGGAGGAGGUGGAGAAGAGGGGCAUCGAGGAGGUCGGCAUCUACCGGAUAUCCGGGGUGGCCACGGACAUCCAGGCCCUGAAGGCCGUCUUUGAUGCCAAUAACAAGGACAUCCUGCUGAUGCUGAGUGACAUGGACAUCAACGCCAUCGCCGGCACCCUCAAGCUCUACUUCCGGGAGCUGCCCGAGCCCCUCCUCACAGACCGACUUUACCCUGCCUUCAUGGAGGGCAUCGCCCUGUCAGACCCUGCUGCCAAGGAAAACUGCAUGAUGCAUCUGCUCCGCUCCCUGCCCGACCCCAACCUCAUCACCUUCCUCUUCUUGCUGGAACACUUGAAAAGGGUUGCUGAGAAGGAGCCCAUCAACAAAAUGUCCCUUCACAACCUGGCUACUGUGUUUGGCCCCACGUUACUGAGACCCUCAGAAGUGGAGAGCAAAGCACAUCUCACAUCAGCUGCAGACAUCUGGUCCCAUGAUGUCAUGGCACAGGUCCAGGUCCUCCUCUACUACCUGCAGCACCCCCCCAUCUCCUUCGCAGAACUGAAGCGGAACACACUGUACUUCUCCACUGAUGUGUAGCCCCAGGUGGGAGCAGCUGUGGGGGUGGCCGAGCCCACCUCUCCAGCCGGGGGACCCAACACAGACUUGAAAGACUACAAUAGAAAACUCCCAAACCCAGCACUCCAGACUCCAAGGGUCGCAGAUUUCCAAGAACUGGAACAUGUGCAUCUUUUGUGCCACCUGUACAAAGCCAGCUGACCCAGCCCCCAGCCUCACCGCCACACCUGGGCUCCUGCCCUUUGUACCUCUAGUUGUGUCUAAUGCUCCAUGCUGUUUGGGAAUUGUUCUAUGUCUGUCUGUCAUGCAGAAAAGGUGGUGACUGACCCAGUAUGGGCACAGAGAAAAGGUAGUGACUGACCCAGUAUGGGCACAGAGACGGCCUGCUUUGUUCUUUCAUUUCCUCCAACACUCUCCUCCUGAGUCCAGUCCAAGGGCUUUGAUUUGGCGCCCAGUAACUGCUGCCAGCUUACCCUCUCUUGGCCCUGCUCCCAGACUGCAGUCUCCUGGCAGCCUCCCCUCGGGUUUCUCCACUCUCCGCCCUCCCAGCCUGUCCACAUGCAUGUGCAGCCUUGGUUUUUGCUCCAUCACCUUGAAAGUUCUGAGGCGGCCCUGGGUGGCGGUGACCACGGUGGCCCAUCAGAUGCUGCCGCAUGCUGCCCCCGCCCUCCCCUUGCCCUCCACCUGUGGAAGCACACCUGCUUUGCCUUGUUGCCUGUGCAAAUGUUGGACAAGGAGACAGACUCACACUAAUCCUCAGCUUAGCAGAGCUGGAGAGUGGAUUUCUGGAAUUUUCCACUCGAGAAUCUCCAUUUCUGGGGUUUAUCUGUUCUGUCUCCUUCUGACCAGUGAGGCAUCUUGACUGUUUCUUCUGCUUUUCAGUUCCUUUUCCCCUCGUGUUUUAUUUCGAGUGUAGACUCACAAGUGACCUGCUAUCAAGAUAGCCGGAGGGUCAAGAAAGAAUUGGGGAGGUGGGAGAGGCAGCCACUGAGGCAGGAGCACUGGCUGGACAUUCGGAGGAGUGCCAUGUGGCACUGGAUGUCCUGAGUUGGGGAAGUGGCUGUCAGCAUCAAAGAGCUAUAGUAGCUUUCCUAGUGGAGCUAGGCCUCCAGGAGGGCAACUCAUGUGGCUGAAGCAGGUGUCCAGACAUAGGCAGGCUCCAUCCAGGAGACUAGCCCUUACUGGCACCUCACGUACCUCGUGGUACCUUUGCCUUAGAUUUUACAUUCUCCACAGCCAAGCACUGCCACGGGGCAGCUGCCAUGGCCACAUGUGCUCCAGGGCCAGGGAAAGACAGGCACAGUCCAACAGUAGCCAGCGUCAUGGUGCUGCCUCCCCACCCCAGCUCCUGGAUGCAUCCUUUUGUGUGAACUUUGGGAAACUCAAGAAGCUGGGGAAGAUGAGGCACCUGCCUCUCUUGGGAUUGGGUUGCUGGAGACCCUCAUUGUUGACACUCUACCCGGGAGUCAGGGGUCAGUAGGUUCCAUUCCCAACUUUGAGACCCACUGUUCUCAGUACUGGAAAGGAUGAGAAGUGAAGUAUCCCCAAAUACUUCUGUUUCUUCCCAUGUGCGCAGUAGCUGCCAACCUUUGGUGGUUGACCUGGAAGGGCAGACACUCCCAGACUGCAGGGGCUUGAGUAGUAGUACAGGCUCCCUGGCUCUUCUCUGUGGCAGAGAGUAGAUUCCAGGGUUCAGGAUUGGAGAGAACAGCUCCCAUAGCUUGAGCUCAGGGCUGAGUUUUAAUGAAGGGUUUGCUGGCCAUAAAGUUGUAGUGCUUGCUCCUUAAGCAGGGCCCUUUCUGAUCGUUUAUACCUGUUACCCAAUCUUGGGCAGAACGGUACACAAUCUGUGCACAUCAGAGAAAGGAGAUACUGAAGAGGAGGGAAAUACUGACUAGCUAGCUACCUGUUAGCAGCUUAGCUAGGAGCCCUGCUCCUUGGGACAGGAGAUGGGGAAAAAACUUGAGUCUGAAGAUCCCGGCAUCUGCCCAUCCCUGCUCUUGCUUCCAAAGCCACCGAUGGUAAUGAACUGGAGGCCCAGCUUGAGCUAGUUAUAGCCAAAAAUGGGUGCCUCCCACUUCCCCAAAACAAGGGAUGUUUACUUCUCAGCAUCAAACAGCUACUUACUACAGCCCCCAAGCUUGCUUAGGCAGUGUAAGAAUGGGAGGCUAGAAGGCUGAGAAAUGCCAGAGGCUCAGAAUAUUUAUAAAUUCUAACCCCAGAGUGGGGAGGGGCAGGUACCAGACUUGGACUAAGCUGCACCAAGGAAAUAGCCCAUGGGUUCUCCUGAGAGACAGGGACUGUGCAGCCCAGAACCCCCAGCCACUGUGCUCAGCAGGGCAGGCUGUGCCAACAGGCUCAGCACACAGGCUACAGGAAUCCUAGGAGGCCUGUCCUUGCUGGCAAUGACUGUGGGUUGCCGGUUUUUGCCGAUACAGGUGGGAUAGGACCCUUCAUUAAUAUUUGACUUUAAUAAGUUGGUAAGGAUAUAUUUUUUGUCUGUUCUGUUUCAACUUAUGUAGAUUAUUAUAAAUUGAUGUAAAACACGUGAAAGGAAAAUGUUAAUAAAAAAAUGCAAAGCCCCAACAUUUGCACACAACUCA